AGUCAGCUGUGAAGGCGGAGCUACGUUUGUAAACUCACGUUGCACUCUGGACAGUCUGGUUCCCACAACAACCGAAAUAUAAGCUUAGUUUGAACUUGUAAGUCGUCAAGCGUCAUUUCACACACAAGCCAUAACCAGAGAAGAUAAUUUAUCUUGUCACUGCCUGGAUCAGGGCUGUACAGAUGGACUGAAAUCAAACGAAUUGGACCACCAGAGAAGAUCCAACAUGGGCAACAAACGGAAAGCCUCCAAUGAGAUCGACAAAGAUUCAGAUGCCAGCUCAGGAUAUUACAGUGCUUUGGACCAGACAGACUUUGAAGACGUGGGACCAACCAGUACUGCAGCUCAAAGCAUGCCGACAGCUCCUCGGGUGCCUUUCAUUCCUGGCUCACAUCCAGGCGUCUCUCGCAUGAUCGUAAUGAACAACCUUGUCCUCAAGCAGCCAAACUCUGUGGCCCCUGCGUUAAAACCUUGGAGCUUAAACACUUCAUUGGAUGUGGUUCCUCAGUCCCAGCUGCUUUUCCUACAGCCAGUCAUACCCACCAGUGACUGUAGCAGCCAGAGCUCUGACAAGCAGAAACUUUCCAGAAAGCAUGUUCCCAUGCAGGGUCCACAAGGGUCUACAGUCGACCAGGGUCCCAGUGCCAUCCAUAAGAGGGCAAACCACAGUCAUAGUGGUAGACAUCAACGAUGCUGUUAUGAUGAUAAACCUUUCGACAGUUCCUCUUUGAAGCAGGAUGAUUCUGAGACAUGCAAGGGUUAUGGAGUAGACCCUUACAUUGCUUCUUUGGGAGACAUGGGUGUGGAAAGCCCCUCGUCCAGGCUUUCUGACCUUCAGGAGCCCCAUACCACUACUUCACCGUUCUCACUUUGCGCUCACUCCCUCCUCGCUUCAUUCCCUCAGAAGUGUCCCAAUUCUUCAUUCGCCCAGAGCAGUGAUGGGGAGAAUAUCUCAGAUGACUUCUCUCCAAGUUCCAGCAAACGCAAACGCUUCUGCAACACUUAUAAUAUUCUGAAUCGGUCAGGCCUGCUGGGCAUCACACUGCGCACAAAGGAACUUAUUCGGCAGAACAAACGUUCCCAAGCCCAACUUCAGAGUCUGCAGGCUCAGACUGACCUCUUCUUGGAGGCCAUAUGUAGUGGAGACCCCAAAGUCUGGACCAGAUUACAGCUCAUCCUCCAGAACUCUAGAAACAGUGAGGAGACGCCAAUGGAAUCACCGGUGGACUCUCUAAAGGAUGCGGAGAAGGAAACCUCAGAUCAGGGUUGUAUGGUGUAGUAGCAGGUUUAGAUAUUAAUAUUUCAACUGCUGCGGUUUUAUGGAAUAACCAUCUUUACUUAGACCUCAGAAGCUUAGGAAAUGUUCAGCUUCUUUUUGUAGAUUCAGUUGGAAAUGUCAGAGAUUUGAGACUUUGGAGAUCUAGUUAUCACAUCAUAUGUUAUCUAUCCGAUAUUAGUCAUCCCUACACCUGUGGUUUUGUCAAAAGUAUAUAAAUACAAUGUUUAGCUAACAACUGCAUUUUUUUCUGAAUAAAGUGAUUCAUUUGAUAAUGAAGAAAUGCUAAAAAAAAAAAACAGUGUACUCCCAGUUUAAAAACAAAGCUAUUAACCGUAUUUUACUCUAAUUGGUUACUAUUUGGAAAGGAGGCCUUGGAACACCGGAACUGGAAAGUAAAAAUAUUUUCUGCUCCGAAUGACAACAAUGGAAAAUGAAACCUUUAUUUUCUAAUCUUUGUAUCUAAUAAAUGCCUUUGACAAAUUACACACAUUUGUGUGUUUUAUCUUUAAGAGAUUAUACUUAAGUGCACAAUAAUAUUUGUUUUAAUUCAGUUAAAAAUGUGAAAUUCAGAUUCAUCCUUGUGACAAUUUGAGGAUUUGUAAUAAUGUCUUUGUAAUAAACAUGAUUUGUAUGUGUAUAAUGUGUUUUCAUCUCCAAUUAAAUGUUUUUGUUACUGUUGUUAUCUAUGCGAAUAAAGAGUAAGAGGACUAAUAA
Messenger RNA from Rhinichthys klamathensis goyatoka, 1993 nucleotides. RefSeq names its product CLOCK-interacting pacemaker a (gene cipca). Lineage: Eukaryota; Metazoa; Chordata; Actinopteri; Cypriniformes; Leuciscidae. The coding region runs from base 227 to 1279 and encodes 350 amino acids. Gene Ontology annotation, biological process: negative regulation of DNA-templated transcription; negative regulation of circadian rhythm. The record is from RefSeq and is a predicted model, not a curated record. Gene Ontology annotation, cellular component: nucleus. The transcript is spliced from 4 exons.